AUGCGUCGACAAGACCCAACAAUCCAUCGACCAGCACCGAAUCCAAGCGAUCUUUACACUGUUAUGUUUGUGACAUGCUACUCGGAAGGUGAAUCUGCACUUCGUACAACACUCGAUUCGCUUGCCCUAACUGAUUAUGAUGACUGCAAAAAGAUUUUGUUUGUUGUUGCUGAUGGGAUUGUCAAGGGUUCUGAUAAUCAAAUAUCUACGCCUGAUAUUCUGAUUAGCAUGAUGCAUCACGAUGAAGCAUUUGGGAAUUCUCCUGAAGCGUUUUCUUAUGUUUCGAUUGCUACCGGAACCAAACAACAUAAUAUGGCUCGAGUGUAUUGUGGAUCCUAUAGCGUUCAUGGUCGUCACAUUCCAAUGGUGCUGAUCAUCAAAUGUGGUACAGAAUAUGAAGCUGGACAGUCCAAACCAGGAAACCGUGGAAAGCGGGAUUCUCAGAUGAUUUUGAUGAACUUUUUUUCCCGGAUUGUUCUUUACGAUCGCAUGACUCCACUCGACUACGAUAUCUUCCGCAAGAUCCAUUACUUGACGGGUGUUACUCCAGAUGUCUAUGAGCUUGUUCUUAUGGUGGAUGCCGACACUCGUGUUGCACCCGACUCGCUUAGAUUUAUGGUGAAUGCAAUGCAUAACGAACCUCGUAUAAUGGGUUUGUGCGGGGAAACACGCAUUGCCAACAAAAAAGACUCGUGGGUAACCAUGAUUCAAGUUUUCGAGUAUUUUAUUUCGCAUCAUCUUGGAAAAGCGUUCGAGUCUGUGUUUGGUGGUGUGACGUGUUUACCUGGCUGUUUCUGCAUGUACCGUCUCAAAACAGUCAAGGACGGUUCAGUUUUGCCUGUUCUUGUCAAUCCUGAUAUCAUUGAACAAUACGCCACGAACGAAGCAUUUACUCUCCAUCAAAAAAAUCUAUUGCUGUUGGGCGAGGAUCGGUUUUUGAGUACGUUGAUGCUGAGAACGUUUCCCAAGCGGCUGAUGAUGUUUGUUCCAGCGGCAUAUUGCAAAACAACUGUGCCUGACAAGUUUUCUGUGCUGCUUUCGCAACGACGUAGAUGGAUCAAUUCGACUGUCCAUAAUUUGAUGGAGUUGGUAUUUGUCAAUAAUCUAUGUGGCACAUUUUGUUUUUCGAUGCAGUUUGUUGUGUUUAUGGACCUUCUUGGCACUGCAGUUCUUCCAGCUAGUUUAGUCUGCACGUAUUACUUGAUCAUCUAUGCCAUCGUAUAUCCUAUGCCAUACAACAUCACGUCGUUUCUCAACCUUUUUGUCAUGAUCAUCACAAUAUUUUUGCCCAUGCUUCUUGUAUUGUUGUCAGGUCGUCGAGUUCACUAUGUGCUUUGGAUGUUUGUAUAUCUGUUUACUCUUCCCAUAUGGCAGAUUGUAUUUCCUCUAUACUCGUUUUGGUAUUUUGAUGAUUUUAGUUGGGGCGAGACUAGAAAAGUGACUGGUGAUGGACAUGAGGUAUCAAAUGCUGGUGCUCAACAUGAUGAUGAGCAAUUACACGGACUGUUUGAUGGAUCCCGUAUUCCGUUCCGUCGAUGGGAUGAAUAUGAACGUGAAGCCAGGUUCGAACAAAGAAAACAUAUACUCAGCAUGACUGAACCACAUUCUCAACCAACUCAAACCCAAUCGUGA
This is a messenger RNA of Batrachochytrium dendrobatidis JAM81, 1632 nucleotides long. RefSeq lists its product as uncharacterized. The coding region runs from base 1 to 1632 and encodes 543 amino acids. Gene Ontology annotation, molecular function: chitin synthase activity. Gene Ontology annotation, cellular component: cell periphery; cell septum. The transcript is spliced from 2 exons. The record is from RefSeq and is a predicted model, not a curated record. Lineage: Eukaryota; Fungi; Chytridiomycota; Chytridiomycetes; Rhizophydiales.